AAAAAAUUGUUUGCCCUCCUUCUCCAUCCACGCCUCCUCUUCCUCCGACGUCGAUUCGUCGUCUCCGCCGCCCCUCAGAAAUCAAUCUUCGUCGCCGCCGACCUUUGCCCGCCGAUGAGCUCUUCUGCAAGGGCCAGAUCCUCCCCUUCCACCUGUCUCUCCAUGGUCUGCGCCCUCCUCCCGCUCCAACUGAGAGGGAUAUCUAUGGCUAAGUUUAAUUGUGAAAAUGCACUCAUUUGCCUUUUUAUUGCUGAGUACAGUGAUGUUUCCGCCCAUCGACUAUCUUUGUCCGAACCAAAGCCAUAUAUCAACAGGUCCCCCACCGACACACCAAUCUCCUCAUCGGGUGGAUGGCAGGGAGGAGGAGGCUUACGGGAGGGCGUUUGUGGCAAUAAACUGACGCAACCCCUAGCUAUUGCCGCUCCGAGCCAAGAGCAGUGCGGCCACCUGAAGCGACUGGGCGACGAUGAGGCGGUUGCGUACAGGUCGGCAUUUGCUGUGAUCCACAGAUGGUGGUUGAACGAAGAACAUUACUUGAGACUCUCGGUUAACUACUUUGUCUUCGAUAUUGGUUCAGCCGUUGUCUUCAUGGAUUGUUCUCAUGGUUCAGGAAAAGAUGGUGAUAUUAGAAGAUAUCUUUUGGUUGUAGCAACAGCUGCCAAGGCUUAUGGUUUCUUGGAUAUCGAGUUCGGCACCGACAUGUCUGUUAUACCAUGAUAGAAAGUAACAGUGGAAUAAACCUGAGCUGCUGAAGGCUUAUGUUUGGCUUCAAACUUGUGAUGGUUCAAUCCAGUAAGUGAAGGGAGUGGUUGCCAUGUUUUGUCCAUUUAUAUGUCGAGAAAUCCGAUCUGGCGUGGCAUCUUCUCAAACUUAUCCAAUUUCUCUUCCACCACGGGUUAAUCCUCCUACAUUGAGGCUGAUCUUUUACUACUAUCUGUUCCAUCAAGUACCAGGAGCUCUAACAAGGUUAUUAACGCCCUCUAAAAAGGAGAGAAAGAUAUUCAAUAAGAAAUUUGUUCAGAUGUGUACCAAACGGAUUUGUGAGCUAACGUUGGCUGCUGAUAGCCUACACUUGAGGACCCUUAGUGAUCUCACGAUUCGUACACUUGCAAGGGUUAUUGAAGGGAAGUCCCCGAUACGAGAGAUAUUUCAUUUGGCUGAUGAUCUCGCAGAGUUUUUCUGUCAUAAUAUGCUUUUUAAAUGUGUAAAUGCUCUUCUGUUUGUUGGAACGACUCCGGUAUGAUGUGAUUUUGUACAGGCUUGGAGAAAUGCGUGAUUCUUGUCGCUUUAUUGUGUAAAAUUCCCGAGCUUUUUAUAGCUUGAUCCAGAUUCUAGGGUUUCUCGGAAAAUUAUACGUGUUUUAGGAAUAAUGUACUGAUUUGUAUAGCCUAGCCUGGAUCAGUAAAUUUCAUAUUUUUUGAAAUUACAAUCUCAUUUUUUUUAACGAAUUUUGAGAUUGAGAAGAGGUCACGUUUUUUAAUUAUAUACUUUUUUAUUGAGGAAUGAAGGUUAUGGUAUUUGGGAUGAAUGAGAAUAAGGUUUGUUAUGGAUGAGGAUUUACUGAUGAAAGUAGUGAUGUAAUUGCAAGAAACAAAAACCGUGUACAUAGAGUUGGCGCUUGAGAAAAGCCAGGCUUUGAAAUUCACAAUUUGGAUGUUUACCAUCUUCUUAGUUAAUUGGGCAUGUUAGUUGGAUGUUUGAAUAUAGAUUUGCUACUU
Molecule: messenger RNA, 1718 nt
Organism: Striga asiatica
Lineage: Eukaryota; Viridiplantae; Streptophyta; Magnoliopsida; Lamiales; Orobanchaceae
Source: the annotation of a GenBank genome assembly